Peronospora matthiolae is the source of this 432-nucleotide messenger RNA. NCBI's taxonomy places the organism in Eukaryota, Oomycota, Peronosporomycetes, Peronosporales, Peronosporaceae. The record is from the annotation of a GenBank genome assembly.
AUGGGGCAGAGGCACCCCGUUACGUCAGCCUACUUGACGAUCAUCCACUGUGCAGCCAAAGCUUCUAGAAACGGAGCGAUUAAACUAAGUUUUUUUCCGGCGGAUCAGGUAAAAGCCGUGAACGCAGCAGGCGAAAACUUGCCUACUGCUUCUUCUGGUGCAGGCUCACGCGGUGACGCACUGCUUGGCCUCGAAGAUCACGACCUCAAGCAGAUAUACUCUGGCGAAUCGGAUGGCGACACCGAGUCGACGAAGGCUACCACGAAGACAGAGCCAAGCGCAGCAAUGACAGAGUCCAUGAAGUCGGUCAAGCAAAGAGCCAUGAGCCUCGCUGAGCAUCGUGACGUCUUCAAAUCUUUCGAUUCUUCGGACGCUUCUUCCUCAAGGAUGAUUCGUUUACUAAAGAGCAAUCAAGGCGGUGGCAAAAGCUAG